Molecule: messenger RNA, 2292 nt
Organism: Polypterus senegalus (gray bichir)
Lineage: Eukaryota; Metazoa; Chordata; Cladistia; Polypteriformes; Polypteridae
Gene: cpa6
Product: carboxypeptidase A6
Exons: 11
Coding region: 87-1430 (447 amino acids)
Biological process (GO): proteolysis
Molecular function (GO): metallocarboxypeptidase activity; zinc ion binding
Source: RefSeq, a predicted model, not a curated record
GUGUUGAGCACACGGUCUGCGCUCUUCUAGAGGUUAGGGCAGGAAACACCUACGGGUGCUAGUCUGAGAAAAUUAAGUUAGUCACCAUGGGAAGUCGGCUGCUAGUCACCGCUGUCGCUGCUGCUCUUCAGGUGGCAUUCUUGGUCACCGGGGUUACCGGCUACCUCUACAAUAACCGUUAUGCUGGAAACCAAGUUAUCAGAGUAACUCCAAACAAAUUAAAUGAUACUGAAACCCUGAAGAACCUCUUUGAGAAGUUUCAGGUGGACCUAUGGCAUCCCAACAGUCCAUCUUCCAUUAGAGACGGAGCCGCUGUGGACCUCCAUGUGCCAAGAAAUGCUUCCAAAAUAUUCAGAUCUCAUCUUCAUCAAGCCAAGAUUCACUACAAGGUCCUUAUUGCAAAUCUGCAAAAAGAAAUUGAAAAGCAGGCAGGGUAUAGAUCCUCCCGCAAGCGAAGGUCUGAUUCAAGUUACGAUUAUGAAGUUUACCACUCCCUUGAGGAGAUACAAAGCUGGAUGCAUGAAAUGAACAAAACACAUCCUAGUUUUAUUCGUCUUUUCUCCAUUGGGCAGUCCUUCGAAAGAAGACCCCUUUAUGUUCUGCAGCUGGGAAAGAAAUCCCAACAUUACAAGAAAGCAGUGUGGAUUGAUUGUGGGGUUCAUGCCAGAGAAUGGAUAGGUCCUGCCUUCUGUCAGUGGUUUGUAAAAGAAGCAUUGCAUUCCUACAAUACUGACCCUGUGACAAGACGGUUACUGAACCAGUUGUACUUCUACAUAAUGCCUGUGCUCAAUGUCGAUGGCUACCAUUUUAGCUGGACUACGGACCGAUUCUGGAGAAAAACUCGUUCUAAAAUCUCCAGAUAUCAAUGUCGUGGUGUGGACGCCAACCGAAACUGGAAAGUGAAAUGGUGUGAAGAAGGAGCUUCAUCUCAUCCAUGUUCUGAGACCUACUGUGGGCCAUUUCCUGAAUCUGAACCUGAGGUGAAAGCUGUUGCCAAUUUUCUUCGAAAGCAAAAGAAGCGUGUGAAGGCUUACAUUUCAAUUCAUGCCUAUGCUCAAAUGCUGCUGUAUCCGUAUUCAUACAAGUAUGCUACGAUUCCAAACUUUGACUGUGUUGAAUCUGCUGCGCACAAUGCAGUUCUGGCUCUGUACUCAGCCUAUGGUGUGAGGUACCAGUAUGGCCCUGCGUCAACUACUUUAUAUCUCAGUUCUGGAAGUUCUAUGGACUGGGCAUACAGGAAUGGCAUUCCCUACUCAUUUGCCUUUGAACUGCGUGAUACUGGCUAUUUUGGAUUCUUGCUCCCGGAGUUCCUAAUCAAUCCUACUUGCACUGAGACCAUGCGUGCAGUCAAAACUCUUGCUCUAAAUUUGCUAAAGAAGUGCUCUUCAAGGCAGUCCAUCACUCAGAACAAGAUUAAUUUCCAUCCUUGAAUUUUAUGGAAAAUAGUGAAAAGGAGAAGCAACAUCCAUUUUUAAUUUCCUACCUUUGAUACUAUUAGUUAUUUUUAUAUCAAAAAUUAAUAUUUUAAAUUCCAAGAAUAUUAAAACUGAACUAUUUUCUUAUUAUUACAGUAUAGCAGUAGGUUUGGGAAAUACCAUCGCACUUUUUGGAUUUUUCCAAUUAUUUUCUUGUGACAAAUAUGCACAAAUAUGUAAAGUAUAAUUAAAAUAAAAAAUCAAUGUUUUUAGAAUGAACAAAAAAAAAGAAAAAUGCAUUUCAUGUGGGAAUUUUUAAGCUGCCAAAUGAAGCAAAAGUUGUAUGUGGAUACUAUAAAAAGGGAUUACAAAAAUCCAAAAAAUGUCAUUUAUUAAAAGAAUUGUGUGUCAUUUAUGAAAGCAACAGUCAUAUCAAAAUAAUGUACUAUAUGAUAUGCAUAAAUUAAUACAAAUGUUUUAACACAUUGCACACAGAGAUUUGUAUGUAAAUGUGCUCAAAUUGGGAAACUUUGCUAAAGAUAACAAGAGCCUUCAUUGCUUGACCUUUUGUAUUAAUGUUGUGUCCUCAUGUGGCAUGUUACACUGACCACUUAUAUAAUAUGUCUGUGCCAUUUAUUCAGUGCAUUGAAACCACUGAGUAAUGAGAGGCUUUGUACCCUAAAAUGUGGCAGUUCUGCUGUCAGAAUGAAUUUCCUGAAGGUGUUCAAGUAAUAGAUUUGAAAUAUCAAACCCAAGAAGGUCCCCGUUGAGUGUUGCAUUGGGCACAAAUAUGUCUGACUAUGAAACAUCCAUCCAUCCAUCCAUUUUCUAACCCGCUGAAUCCAAAUACAGGGUCACGGGGGUCUGCUGGAGCCAA